UAUUCUUAUUACACAUUUUAAAACAGACAAUUAACUACACAUUACUUAUUUCGUCCACACUCUGAUACAAUUCGAAAUUUUUAGAGCAUAUAAUAUUUCUAUUGAAACCCUCGCUUUCUUUGACAUGCCAUCCUAAACACAAUGACUUGGCGACGCUAUUAAAUGUUGCAUUGUCAUGGGAAUUUAUAAAUAUAAGAAAACCAGAAGUUAAACCAUCAUUGCAAUGUUCGGUAAAGUGAAAUAAUGUGGCUCCUAUUGUGUACUUUAUUCCUCUCCUGGUUAUCUCUUGUUAAACUUCAAAAUAGUGAUAACAAAAACGUUACUGCUAACAUAACUGUUGCUAAUAUAACUGUGCUCCCUAAAAACUUAAGUGGCGGUCCUUUUAAGCCGAUACAAGUUAUAGAAAGACGGAAUCUACUACUAAACACUACAGAACAUCUACUAAAUGAAACUAACAUAAAAAAAAUCGACGAUUUUAAACCCAGUCCACAGAUUGGAGGAUUCGAUAACAGCUUUUUUUUAAACCAACAAUCAAAAAGUUUCGAAUCUUACCCAGCUCCCAAUUGGGCAGCUAAUGUUUGGUCUGACAACUCAGUAAGACACGAAGAAUCUUCUAUAGAGUCUCCAUGGAAGAAUACACCCGUCAAAUUUCCUGCUCCAACAGAAGCAAGACCUUAUCCUUUUGGUAGUGGAUAUGAAACUCCCACCACUGUGUCUAAUCCGAUAGAACUGGUUUACAAACAGCCACUACAACCACCUGUACGGCAUCAAGUUCCUCCUCCACCACAAAUAUAUCCACAAAGACAACCUGAAGGAGGUAUGUGGCAGAAAUUCUUGAGUUUUGCAGGAUUGGAUAAGAAAUUCCCUGUAUCGUCUCCAAAAUCCUUUUACAGUGACCAUGGAUCCUACCCAGGAAACCAACUGGAUCAUUCAGGCUUUCCAGGUGAAUAUUUAGAUCCACAUUCUUUUAAUGAAGGUAAUAAGUUUGAUCAUUCGUACCAUGGAUAUUCAUAUGGACCAAAAGAGCCUCAUCAUUCAAUAGAACCACACCACGGAGAUGGAGGAAUAAGCCCUUUUAAGAAGAUUCUUAAAGUUCUAGCAGCGAUUAUACCAAUUGGUCUGUUUUUGAGUGCCCUAACUCCGACUAUUAUAACAGUGUCUUCGGCAAACGACACGACAGGCAGAUUCAACAGAAACGAUGACACAUCAGAAAAUCUUUUGACAAAGGUAGCUAACUCAUUGAAUUCGUUAAAUAAGUUGCAACAAGACGGAUGUCAGCAGAAGGUAUUCUGUGAACUGAUGGUGAACGCCAUGUUUUCGACAAAUGCUGAAGAACACAUCAAAAACCUUUUAGAUAACUUCGUGGACAAGUCUGGUACUAACGAAGACACGUUCACGACAGUACUAGAAGCUGUGAAGAAUCAAGACUGUUCGACUCUUAGCUGCAAAGAUAUGGCAGAUCCAACUUGAUUUUGAACGAGUAAACAAUGUUAUUUAGUCUAUAUAAUAUAUUCUAUGUAUACAGGACUAUUAGGGGUAAUGUUAUCUUGUAAAAAGUGUUUGUAUCUUAUUCAUGUAAAAAAUAAUAAGAACAUUGUAAUUUU
This is a messenger RNA of Diabrotica virgifera virgifera (western corn rootworm), 1604 nucleotides long. RefSeq lists its product as uncharacterized. The transcript is spliced from 3 exons. The record is from RefSeq and is a predicted model, not a curated record. Bases 244 to 1470 code for a protein of 408 amino acids. NCBI's taxonomy places the organism in Eukaryota, Metazoa, Arthropoda, Insecta, Coleoptera, Chrysomelidae.